Molecule: messenger RNA, 882 nt
Organism: Acanthosepion pharaonis
Lineage: Eukaryota; Metazoa; Mollusca; Cephalopoda; Sepiida; Sepiidae
Source: the annotation of a GenBank genome assembly
AUGAUUGGAUAUGCAGUCGAUCGGUCAAGUGAAAAGGAACCUAUUCCACAACACUUUCUCUCUUUACGUAUUCAUUCUUUUUUUUUCUUUUCUUUGUUUCUUCCUUACUUUCUUUUAUUGUUCUUUCUGUUUAUUUCUCUUCUUUUCUUUCUUUUCUUUUCUUUCUUUCUUUCUUUCUUUCUUUUAUUCUUUUUUUCUUCAUAUAUUCGUUCUUUCUUUUCGUUUCUUUCUUUCUUCAUAUAUUUGUUCUUUCUUUUCGUUUCUUUCUUUCUGUUAUUCCUUCUGUCUUCAUAUCUUCGUACUUUCUCUUCUUUUCUUUCUUUCUGUUACUCAUUCUUUUUUCAUAUAUUCGUCCUUUCUUUCAAGGGCACUGUACUUUUUUUUCCUUGUCUUCUUUUAUACCCCCUCCGUUACCGUUCGUUCUGCUAUAUUUUAUUCUUUUUACUAACCUUCAUUCAUUCAUUCAUUCUUUCUUUCUUUCUUUCUUUCUUUCUUUCUUUCUUUCUUUCUUUCAUUUUCGAUCCGCAGUCACUGUGCGUCAGCAUUCAGAAAUUUCUUCAACCUACCUUCCUUUCACAAAAUCAAUAUUUCAAUAGCCAAACAUUUAUAAUCUUUCUUUCUUUCUUUCUUUCAAACGUACAAUUCUUUUUCUCUUUCUUUCUUUCACAGAUAUUAAUUUUGCUUCGUCAGGCACACCUUUCUUUCUUUCUUUCAAACGUACAAUUCUUCUUCUUCUUCUUCUUCUUCUUCUUCUUCUUCUUCUUCUUCUUCUUCUUCUUCUUCUUCUUCUAUCACACAAAUGAACAAAUUCAAGGUGACAAGAUCCGCUUUCCAAAACUCCAGAGAGAAACAUUUGUCCUGACAACGUUCUCUUUGCUUUAG